Messenger RNA from Cephus cinctus (wheat stem sawfly), 2354 nucleotides. RefSeq names its product glycine-rich cell wall structural protein 1.0. The transcript has 2 exons. The record is from RefSeq and is a predicted model, not a curated record. Lineage: Eukaryota; Metazoa; Arthropoda; Insecta; Hymenoptera; Cephidae. The coding region runs from base 596 to 1873 and encodes 425 amino acids.
CUUACUAUAAACGUCAUACAUACAAAUUCGAUGAUUUCUCGCAGGUUUUAAUUAAUCCAAAAAAUCACGCGCGAUUUUGUUCAAAAAUUUAAAAAGCAUUGAGUUGGGUUGUCCGAGACACUCUCCCUCUCUAUUAUAAUAGAUAAGUCUUGUCAGUCAUUGUAAACAUUAAUCUCACGUGCAUCACACAGUUUAAUCAUUGAUUUAUCUUAAUCCGAAUUUUGAUAAUUAAGAGCGUGGAAUAGAUCUAUGAUACUUAAUAGAAGCCAUUAUCGUUAAGAACAGGAUCUACAGAAUGUAUUAAAGUGUCCCUGUCACCGAUUCCUUUGUUGAGGCAACAUCCGGUGAUCGGAGGAAGUUACCGUUGAAGUGCUUGAAAUUCAAAUGUCGGCGCUCACAUCCGAAUCGCGUUUACUCCACCGUACGACCCCAUCACAUACGCUAACAGCAGAUUAGAAAUGUCGAGGACAUCUUGUAAUCAUUGAGGCAAGACAUUUUUCUGGUAUAAAAAGACAGUACGAUCUCGACUGCAGCAUCAGUGCUCGAUCCUCCAGAAAUCGAGUAAUUAGAUUCAAGAACCCCGUGAACAUACAAGAUGCAUUCGAAGAACGUCUUCGUCUGCGCCAUUUUAAUAUUCGGAGCAGCAGCUUCCGACGUGGUGAAUAACGACAUCGAAAGUGCCGCGAGUAUCGGUUACGGAUUAGGUUCCGGAAUUGGAGGUUAUGGAGGAAGUUACGGAGGAUCUUACGGUGGCUACGGAGGUGGCGGACUGGGGUACGGUGCUGGAUUGGGACACGGUGGUUUGGGAUACGGAGGUGGUCUUGGGUAUAGUAGCGUCGGUUACGGAGGUGGUUUAGGAUAUGGAGGAGCUGGAAGUGGAAUUGGAUAUAAGGGUGGUCUUGGUUACGGGGGUAUUGGGCUAGGAUCUGGUAUUGGAUCUGGAUAUAUUAAGGGAGGAUAUGGUGGCUAUGGAGGUUAUGGAGGUUACGGAGGAGGUCUUGGAUACGGUGGAAGUGGAGGACUUGGUUAUGGCGGGGGAUACGGUGGUGGUCUUGGAUAUGGCGGUCACGGUUUAGGUUAUGGUGGCUAUGGAGGUGGUCAUGGUUUAGGUUUAGGUUAUGGUGGCUAUACCGACGGACUAGGUUAUGGCGGAUAUGGAGGUUACGGCGGAUAUGGCGGAUAUGGCGGAUAUGGCGGACAUGGUGGUGGUGCACUGGAAAGAAAUGGAUAUUCCAAAGGCGCAGCAGUUGCCAGCGAUGGCAAUUACCAGAAGGGUGCAGGGCAUAAAGGUCAAUCUAGCGGAAGGUUAGCCGAAGGUAUUUCCGCCGGACAGGCUGCUGAGAAUAACGCCAAGGGCGAGGCCGGCUAUUUUGCUAAUGCAGGUGGUGCAAAAAAUGGAUAUGAAAAUUCAAAAGCCUACGGUGGUAACAGCCAUUACGAUCAGUCCGGUGGUAAAGGGGGUCACGUUAAGAAUGCCUCUGGUCAUAAAAAGGGACACGUGACCAAAGGCUUUGAAACUUCUCAUCAUAAGGAUGAGACUGGCAAAACGACAACCUUCUACGACGAAGGUAACAACGAGGGUGACCAGUACAACUUUGGUGGCCAACAAGGACACUUUGGGGAUGCUGGUGGAAGUUCCUAUCACGGUGGCUUCCAGGACAAUAAAUAUAAUUCUGGUCAGAAUGCCCAGAAGGGACAGUACAACCGAGGCCUUUCCGCAGGAAAGGAAAAUGCUGAUAAGCUUGCUUAUGGCAAUCAAGUGCAUUAUGGAAAUAAUAAUCAAUAUGGCGAGCAGGGUGGUGCUGAUCGUCAAUCCGCCAGCGGGCACUCCGAGGGGAAUAAAUUCUACAAGCACUAUCCUCAUUACUAUUGAUACAAUCUGUAACAAUUAAGUAAAGCAAAUAGAGUGUUACAAGAUAUAAACAAUUGAAAUACGAAUCGCAUCGACUUGCGCGUCAUCUUAUAAAACUUCAAUAUACUUCGCAAUGGUGUCUUUCUACAAUUCUCCAUAUAUCUUUCUAUAUCGUAACUCAAGUGAUAUAUAGUGUCAAUGUUCAUUUAUCAAUGACACAUAUGUAAGUGUAAAUAUCUGCGAUAAAGAACAUAGUUUCUAAGAACUCUCGUGUCUUCAAGAUAUGCACUCAGAGUUGCAGUAAAGACACAAAGUAUUAUUGGUCAGAUAUUAGGAAGAAAUGUCUCUCUCUCCAGGAAGUAAAAUAGCUUAUAAUUAAACAGGAAGAUAUCUUAAUUGUAACACAAUUCAUCCCUUCGUCUCACUGAAUAUGCACAAAUAUUUAUAUAAUUAAUAUAUAUACUUGGUGAACAUAACCAAAUAAAACAGUCUCUUAUUUUUA